AUGAGCAGGACCACCUUUCAAUCUAAUGCUUUCAGGCCAUGGAAACCCUCGAAUAUCAAGAUAUUUUCACCUGCCCGUCCUUUACAUUCUUCUCCACAUUCAACUUCAGAUAUCUCCACAACCAACCCUUUUUCUCAAGCAUCGCAACUCUAUCCAUCUCUUGAUAGUCCGAGUAACUCUACACUGGACAGUCACCGGGACCAUCCGCGUGGACGACCUCUAGCCGAGGCAUACAUGCCUAGCAACGCCAGAGCAAGCAUUAAGUCAAGCUCACGCGGCCUAUUGCAUCAUAAAGCAACUUCACUCUUGAGUAAACUGCUUGAUCAUAAUCCUCAAGACACUGCAACUACACCGCACAUGCAGACACAAAGCGAUUCAGCAAUUCCAGUCCUUAUUUCCAGCCUCGACUCCAGGGACACUACGGAAGACUCUACCGAUAUACGGACGUCUACCUACAAUUCAGUGGAGAUUCUUUCUUCACCUGGUAACUCUGAGGACCCAAGAGAGCUGUGGCCCAUAGGAAAAGAACCAGACAUUAUUCCAAUCGACCCACCCAUCCUAAACGAUGGUUGCUCUAGAAAUGCAAGUCUGCCUGGCUACGUCCCCCAUGAAGACAAUCUUGGGCCUGUUCAUGAACAUCAACAUCUGGAGACCGUCGGCAACAAGAUUGACGUCGAUGUGGUAUGGAUCGAAGACGAACCCCACAACGCUGUCGUUACUGAUAGCAGUCGCUCUCAGUCCCGCAAGCGGCUCCCCCAUGAACAGAGCGAGGUUGAGUGA
Aspergillus homomorphus CBS 101889 is the source of this 780-nucleotide messenger RNA. RefSeq lists its product as uncharacterized. NCBI's taxonomy places the organism in Eukaryota, Fungi, Ascomycota, Eurotiomycetes, Eurotiales, Aspergillaceae. Bases 1 to 780 code for a protein of 259 amino acids. The record is from RefSeq and is a predicted model, not a curated record. The transcript has 2 exons.